AGAAGGCCCUUCGGUAUGAAGUUGGCCGCGCGCGCUGCGGUGCUCUCCGUGUGGCUCUGCCUGCUCCUCGCCCUGGGGGCGGCCGGCCCUGCUGCCGCCGCCACCGCGGGCGAGGGAUGGCCGAUCACCGCCACCACGGACGUCUCGGCGGACGCAGAGACCCUGCAAGAUGACGAGGCGGCGGUCUCGCCGACGCACAUGGUUCCCGACGAGGCCCUCCAGCAGGACGCGCUGGAGGACGGCGUCCUGGACGACCGGCCCGUGUGCACGGGUGACCACGAGAUGCUGAACCGCUUCGCCUGGGAGGACUACUCCGUGCUCGCCGCCAUGCUCAUCAUCUCGGUGGCCAUCGGCAUGUUCUAUGGCUUCUUCAGCGGGGGCCAGAAGACGUCCGAAGACUUCCUGCUUGGCGGCUCCACCAUGGGCACUUUCCCCAUGGCCAUGUCCCUGGCGGCGAGCUUCAUCACGGCCAUCGAGCUGCUGGGCAACCCCGCCGAGAUGUACAGCCACGGCACGCAGUUCUGGAUGACGUGCUGCGCCUUCCUCGUGGUGAUCCCCAUCGCGUCCCGCUUCUACGUGCCCGUCUUCAUGACGCUGCGCCUCACGUCCUCCUACGAGUACCUGGAGAUGCGCUUCAACUGGACGGCCCGCCUCAUGGCCUCGGCGCUCUACGUGCUGCAGAUGGUGCUGUACACGUCCGUGGCCGUGUACGCCCCCGCGCUGGCCCUCAGCCACGUGACGGGGCUCAAUACGUACGUGGCCGUGUCGCUGGUGUACUUGGUGUGCGUCUUCUACUCGUCGCAGGGCGGCAUGAAGGCCGUCAUCAUGACGGACACCUUCCAGGCCGCCGUGCUCAUCGGCUCCAUCCUGCUGAUCCUGGGCAUCGGUGACCACUUCCAAGGGGGACCGUCCGUCAUCUGGGACCUGACCCAGAAGUCCGAGAGGAUCGAGUUCUUCAACCUGGACCCGAACCCCACGACGCGGCACUCGUUGUGGUCCGUCGUGAUCGGCGGCUCGUUCUACUGGCUGUCCAUGUUCUGCGCCAACCAGGCCUCCAUCCAGAAGUACCUGUCCGUGGAGAGCUUGGCGCAGGUGCGCAGCGCGCUGUGGGUGAGCGCCGCCUUCCUCAUCGGCAUCUUCACCGUCAACUUCUACAUGGGCGCCAUCCUGUACGCCGAGUACCGCGACUGCGACCCUGUGCAGAGCCACGUCAUCUCCGCCUCGGACCAACUGCUGCCACUCUACGUCAUGAACGCCCUCGGUCACUUCAAGGGGCUGCCGGGCUUCUUCGUGGCCGGCAUCUUCGCGGCCUCGCUUGGCACGGUGGCGUCGGCGCUCAACUCGCUGACGGCGGUCAUGAUGCAGGACUUCCUCGACGGCGCCCUGGGCAUCAAGGUGCCCGCCGAGCGCGGCGCGUUCUGGUCAAAGUGGAUUUCGGUCAUGUUUGGCGUGCUCAGCUUCGCCCUCGUGUUCGUCGUGGAGCAGCUGGGCUCAGUGCUGCAGGUGGCACUGAGCUUCAACGGCAUGGUCGGCGGCGUGGUGCUGGGGCUGUUCACGCUCGGCAUGUUCUUCCCCUGGGCCAACGCCAAGGGUGCCGUCGUGGGCUCCGUGACCGCGCUCGCCCUCGUGCUCUGGAUCGGUCUUGGCGCGCAGGUGGCCAUCGCCAACAACGCCCUGGACGCCGACCUGGCGCCCACGUCGACGGCGGGCUGCCCCUGCACGGUGAACGCCACAGCCUCGCCGGGCCACCUCAUGUCGCUCGUGACGGCCGCCAGCCAGGACGACUGCCAUGACAGCGUGUUCGUGCUGUACCGCCUGUCCUACCUGUGGUACACGAUGCUGGGCACGGUGGUGACCGUCGUGGUGGGGAUGGCGGUGUCCGCCCUGACCACGUUCCAGGACCCGUGCGCGCUGCACCCCGACCUGCUGGCACCGCCCGUCAGGAACUUCCUCGGCAUGCUGCCCAACUCAGUCAAGGAGCUACUCAACCUGCCCAUUGAGGACAAGAGCCCCAAGGAGCGGAAGGUGUCCAAAAUGGUGGUAUCGGAUGGGGUGAUCAACGUGGCCCUGACCCUGGACGACGAGAAGGGGGGCAGGCUGCACCACGCCCUGGUCGGCGGCCCCAUCUCGGCGCCGCCCAACCCUCAGAACGGCUCCACGGUCCACCGAUGAAGCCGCCAAGCCGCCAAGCCGCGAGCAGCGCGUCGGAAACCCGACGCUGGUUGGGUGCACUUGCAGUUAUUCACUUUGAUCAGUUCAGGAAGCAAGCCGAUGACCGCUGCCUCCCUCCGUUUUUAUUUUAAAAGUACGAUCUACAUUUUAUUUUGAUUUUUAGCUCUUGGGAGGGAUUAAUUUUUGGAGCGCCCGUUCUCACAUGGCAAAUUUUCAGUUAGGGGACUCUACCUUCUUUUAAAAAAAAAUAAGCUGUGAACUGCUUUUAAGUACCGUAAAGGGCUUUCUUAAGAAUUCGGAGUAAGUAAAAUGUGUUUGUAAUUAACACAACGCAGAGAGUUGUUAUGCAUGUACGUACUAUGUUUGUAUUACUGUGUAAGAUAUUCGUUGGCGGUUGCCGGUGACUGCCUACGUUACAGCAUCCCUAACUUUAAGCCCUGUAUCGAUGCUCUCAUCAAUGAACUUGUUUAAUAGAACGUCCUUUCGUAGCUAGCUUCUCUUAGAAAAGGGUGCAUCAAAUUUGUAGAUUUUAUAUUGUUGGAAUUUUAUGUCGAGCAGAAACGAUUUGGAUGUCAAAACUAGAUACAUUGUGCAAUCAUCCAUUAAGCCUUUUUCACGUUUUAAUGUUUAACAAAACAAGUUUCAGGUAUUAUUUUUAGUCGUUUUUAAGAGACCUACCAGUAUUCUUAACACAUCGACCGUUUCUGUCACAAGAUACCUGUCACGAAUUCAUGCUUUUAUUUUUAUAUGAAAACAAUUAAUUUUUAUUGCUUCUGUUUAGAUUUUAUUCUAGUCUUGUAGUGAGUGGACUGACAUCACUCCAAUUACUUUUAUUUAUGAGUCUGUCAAGUUAGUACAAAGCCUAUCUAAUACAGAGUGCUGUUUCCAAGGUUGGUUAGCACUCGGCAAGUCUUGUGCAAUGCUCUCGCAUUACUACGGUACUUUCCUUAAUUAAGGCAUUGUCACUUACUGCUUCAGUUCGGGCGACAUUAUUUAAUCUCGUGCCGAUCUGAACCCUAUUUUGUUAUUCUAACGUUUACUUCUGUUUAAAAAAGGGACCAACACCCACCUAGUGUACUGUAAUGCAUUUUACUUAUACGCCUAUACAGUAUGUGCCAUAGUGAUUUUAUUGAUAUUAAACUAAUUGAAACGAAGGAAA
Messenger RNA from Thrips palmi, 3331 nucleotides. Its product is annotated as sodium-coupled monocarboxylate transporter 1-like. Gene Ontology annotation, cellular component: membrane. Gene Ontology annotation, molecular function: symporter activity. The transcript has 9 exons. The record is from RefSeq and is a predicted model, not a curated record. Bases 16 to 2172 code for a protein of 718 amino acids. Gene Ontology annotation, biological process: transmembrane transport; sodium ion transport. Lineage: Eukaryota; Metazoa; Arthropoda; Insecta; Thysanoptera; Thripidae.